ACACACACGAACGGCGACGCCAUGAAACACGCCGCGAAGCUCCCGUCCCGCGGUGCAUCGUCGUCACAGCACCGGCUCUCCCACGCUAUCCCGAAGACGCCGCCGCGUAAGAUCAGGAUCGUUCACGUCUUGGCGCCGGAGGUUAUCAAAACAGAGGCUCGGGACUUUCGUAAGGUCGUCCAGCGGCUCACCGGAAUGCCAUCGUCCCAAAAGGGCUCCUGCGCGGCGUCGGCACUCACGGACGAGGAUGCUUCGCCAUCAUCGCUAUCGUCGUGGCAGCCGACUGCGAUGUCGUCGCCGAUGAAAGUGGAGGCCGAAACAUCGUCUGGAGAAGGGGGAGGGUUACUGUACGAUCUCGAUCCGGAUGGCUACAACGAUGGCUUCUAUGAUUUUCUCCUCAGCUCCUGCGACACAGACGGGGUGGCCGGCUUUAAGUUAUGAUCAGAUGGUGCAUGGGAAUGUUUACCCCCCAAGUCUCCUGGUCAGUUUCUCUGCAAGCAUUUACAUUAUGAGAUGAACGAUCUCAACUUUAAUCGUUUUGCAACCAUAAACAUAAAUCACCGGACAUGUUUCAUGGUUCCAUGUCUGUCCUCUUUUUGAUAGUUCCAUGAGCCCAAUAGAACAA
Zea mays is the source of this 625-nucleotide messenger RNA. RefSeq names its product VQ motif family protein. Lineage: Eukaryota; Viridiplantae; Streptophyta; Magnoliopsida; Poales; Poaceae. Gene Ontology annotation, cellular component: nucleus. Bases 22 to 441 code for a protein of 139 amino acids. The record is from RefSeq and is marked validated. The transcript has a single exon.